CGACAACCCCUCAUAAAGAAUCCCCGAAUCGCUCUCAAACUGAUCGGACGCCUCCGCCGCCUCCGCCGCAUCCUCCGCCAGCGCCCGCCUCUCCUCCGUCGCAACCGGGAGCUGCACCGGGAGCUCGCGACAGAGAAGCGCUCCGGUUCUCGGAGGCGCGAUCCGCGAGCCGAGAGAAGAAGAGGAUGGGAUUGAUCAGGAGCUGCUUCUCGUUCCUAACGGGGACGGCCUUCGGCGUCUACUUGGCGCAGAACUACAACGUGCCCAACAUCAAGAAGCUCACCGAGACCGGCCUCGUGAUCGCGAAGCACAUCGAAGAGAACUACCGGAAGCCCAAGAAGAGAGACGACGACGACGAUUAGGAUCGCGCCGCCGAGAGAUGCCGUUCAAGGAAUUGCGGGUUUUUUGUUACCCUUUUUCUUCUUUUUGGUGUUCUUUAGGAUAACUGUGAUUCAUUCGAUGCGAUUGUGAAUGGGUCCUGAAUCUCAAGCAGAUGAGAGUGGCGAGAGUGUGUUAAAGAUCGAAUUUUUGUACAAGCUUCGCUUGAAAUUGGAGUGGAUACAUAUGCAAUUUUCGAGGUACAGUACGCCCUUUGGAA
Molecule: messenger RNA, 598 nt
Organism: Eucalyptus grandis
Lineage: Eukaryota; Viridiplantae; Streptophyta; Magnoliopsida; Myrtales; Myrtaceae
Exons: 1
Coding region: 186-362 (58 amino acids)
Source: RefSeq, a predicted model, not a curated record